CCGGUUUCCGGCCGAGUCGCUGCAGCGGCGGACCGGAUAUGUGUCCAGGCGGAGGUGCGCGGCGGUGACGGACCGGGACGCUGAAGGUGGAGGGGGAUCGCGGACGGGGCGAGGAGGGAGCGGUCGGUUAUUCUGAGUGAGGGGCCGUGUAGGCGUUCCUGAUUAACCAUGAGUGUGAUCAACUACCUGAAGACUCACUUCAUAGUGCACCUUCUAUUGGGAUUUGUGUUUGUUGUCAGUGGCUUAUGCAUCAACUUUAUCCAGCUCUGCACUCUGCCCAUCUGGUUAUUCAGCAAACAACUGUACAGGCACCUCAACUGCUUCCUCGCCUACUCUCUGUGGAGCCAACUGGUCCUGCUGCUAGAAUGGUGGUCCGGUACGGAAUGCACGCUGUUCACUGACCAGGCCACUGUGGACAAGUUUGGCAAGGAGCAUGUCAUUGUCAUCUUAAAUCACAAUUAUGAAAUUGACUUCCUGUGUGGUUGGACCAUGUGUGAGAGAUACGGCGUUCUGGGGAGUUCCAAAGUUUUGGCCAAACAGGAGCUACUGUACGUCCCUCUGAUCGGAUGGACGUGGUACUUCCUGGAGAUAGUUUUCUGUAAGCGCCGCUGGGAUGAGGACCGAGACACCGUCACGAGUGGGCUUCAGGCACUGCGGGACUACCCACAGUACAUGUGGUUCCUGCUGUACUGUGAGGGCACUCGGUUUACCGAGAAGAAACAUCGGAUCAGUAUGGAGGUGGCUGAGUCAAAGGGCUUGCCGAAGUUGAAGCAUCACUUGUUACCCAGGACCAAAGGGUUCACCACCACAGUGGAGUAUCUCAGGGGAACCGUUACUGCUGUGUAUGACGUGACGUUAAACUUCCGAGACAGGGAGAAUCCAACACUACUUGGGAUACUGCAUGGGAAGCAGUACCACGCAGACAUGUGUGUCAGGCGGUUUCCUCUGGAAGAGAUUCCCGAAGACGAGAAGGAGUGUGCUGCGUGGCUGCACAGACUGUACCAGGAAAAGGACGCUCUGCAGGAGCAAUACAACAAGGAAGGCACGUUCCCCGGACAACGGAUUCAGCCCCACCGCCGGCCGUGGCCCUUCCUUAACUGGCUCUUCUGGGUGGUGGUGCUGCUGACGCCGCUCUUCAGCUUCACAGUCGGAGUGUUUGUCAGUGGGUCCCCGGUCCUGAUCUGCUCGUUCCUGCUGCUUGUCGGUGCAGCCUCAUUUUGUGUGCGACGGCUGAUCGGAGUGACGGAGAUCGGAAAAGGUUCAAGCUAUGGAAACCAGGAAUUCAAGAAGGCAAUAUAGAGACAUUAACAGACACCUAUUUACCGAGAUAACUCUGUGACUCUGGGAAUGUUCCACUCUCCUCCACCUACAGUAACUAACUAGCAACAGGGGCCAAGAACCAGCUAUUCCACGGUCUGCCGAUGGACAGUGACCACCCAGUCCACUCUCAGCCCACCAUCCCUACACCCCAACAAACCCAGGCUCGUCCAUCCCCUCACCACACUUAUGCUGGUGUUCACCUCUUCCUCCUCACUUUCCCAGUGUCAAUCAGCUCUGUACCCCUACCUCCGCAUACUGGCAACUGGGGUUAACCAAAGGCUGAGCUCAAAGACUAGCUUGUAGUGUCUCUGCCUAUGAGUGCAGCAGGAAAUCCAUCCCUCCCCUUCCUCUUCCCCUCCUCCCACCCAUGAGUGCAGCAGGAAAUCCAUCCCUCCCCUUCCUCUUCCCCUCCUCCCACCCAUGAGUGCAGCAGGAAAUCCAUCCCUCCCCUUCCUCUUCCCCUCCUCCCACCCAUGAGUGCAGCAGGAAAUCCAUCCCUCCCCUUCCUCUUCCCCUCCUCCCACCCAUGAGUGCAGCAGGAAAUCCAUCCCUCCCCUUCCUCUUCCCCUCCUCCCACCCAUGAGUGCAGCAGGAAAUCCAUCCCUCCCCUUCCUCUUCCCCUCCUCCCACCCAUUAGUGCAGCAGGAAAUCCAUCCCUCCCCUUCCUCUCACCCAUUAGUGCAGCAAGGAAUCCCUCUCUUUCAGUAUUUCCCUUUUUGCUCCUUUCAUUUUCUUUCUUAUCCUCUCUCUUUCAUGCCUUUCCUCACCCCUUCUCUUUCCCUUUCUUUGUCUUUCUCUCAAAUUGGCUCCUCCCCUCCCCUCUCUUGCUGUUUUUCCCUCUCUCCAAGUCUCUUUAUCAGUCCAUCUAUCUUCCCUCUUUGUGAUAUCUCCUCCCUCUCCACCUCUUUCAAACUCCUCUCUAUCUAUCCAUCUAUCUUCAACCCCCUCCUCUCUAUAUAUCUUUUUUUGUCUUCAAACCCACCCCCCCCAAUCUCUCCCUGUCCUUUUCUCAAUCCCCCCUCUCCAUUCCUCUCCCCAUCCUUCCUUCUACAGUUUACCUGUUCUAGUUCUAAGAUUCUUCCUGGAUUCGUGCUCAGAUCUGAGGUGUAUGUAUUGGUUAAAUCAUUUAACUAUCUUUGGUCUGACCCAAAAUGAUGAUAGAAUUGUAUUUGUGGGUGUUAGGCUGGCUUUAUCACACACAAACACCUUGGUUCUAGCCAGUUACUGUGUGUGUGUGUGUGUGUGUGUCUGUCUGCGUGACCGUCCCUGCUACAGGUCAGUGUGUGUGACUGUCCCUGGUGGUCCUUCCAACCUGUCUAGGGCCAGCGCAGUCUGGGCAAACUUGCCUGACGCAAUAAAAUCCACGUCAACCUUCUGACUGCGAGUGAUAUUACAGCAAACAUGGUGAACGUUCGCCUGUUGACAGCACACUGUUAACAGUGUACUGAAGACAUGGUUUUCAGUGGUUCAUCUUGCGUUGCAGUGUUAAGUCCUUUGGAAACCCCGUAACUUGAAAUCUCCCCACUGACCCACCCAGCAGCAAGCAGGUGUAGCCUCCACCUAAAGGAGAUUUGGUUGUAGGGACAGCAGAGUUCAUUAUUAAUUUAUCCCCAUCCCUGUAACCAACAGACAGAGCAGUGCCAGGGAGGUUCACACAGUGCCCACUCCCACACCCACUUUCCUGUUGCUCAGUUCCAGCAGGAGCACUCUGAGAAUGGUCAACACUACUUUCUGCUGGGAAUGUUGUGUGGAUCUCCCUGUUUCUGCCUCACCUGUCCUGCCACUGGUUUGCAAGUGAAGGCGCCACGGAUCCCAGCUCCCAGCUGCUGCACUUGUUACCUCUCCCAUCCCUCCGCCCCUGAGAGUACUGAUACUGAUACCCCACAAUGAGAGUCUGUUGCUCUCCUCCUCUACCCACUAGUCCCUUCCCUGGACCAAACCAUCGCACUCUUCCCUCCCCACAUCCAAACGUGACUGUGUUCUCUCCCUAGCCCCUUCCCUCCUUCCUUUCUUGUCAGCACACUGACCACAUCCUCACUUAAACACGGGGUAAUUUUUAGAAGGAGCCAGUUCAAAAUAAAACGUCCAGUGUUUGAUUGAUCACCGGGGGAGUAGGGAGCGAAUCCACAGGAGGAGCAAUGCUGGUUGAGGGAGCGAAGCCACCCAUGCUUUUCUUGUAAACAGCUCAUGGUGAUUUAGUGAAAGAUACUGGACUGAGAAUGGGGUAUGGACACCCUCAGUCAGACCAGAGUGACAGAGAAGAGAAUAGGAACAUUCCCCAUUAGAAACUGAGCCUACGCAGAGGGGGCUUCACUCUGUAUCUGACUGUCCCUGCCCUGGGAGUUUGUGAUGGGACAGUGUAGAGGGAGCUUCAUUCUGUAUCUAACUGUCCCUGCCCUGGGAGUGUGUGAUGAGACAGUGUAGAGGGAGUUUCACUCUGUAUCUAACUGUCCCUGCCCUGGGAGUGUGUGAUGGGACAGUGUAGAGGGAGUUUCACUCUGUAUCUAACUGUUCCUGCUCCCAUACAGAAUAUGAUCUACUUCUAGAGCCUUUAAUGACGAAAUAUUUAUUCUGCACUGACAUCCCUCCCCUCUGUAAUCAAAUAAUUCACUGAAAGCAUUGACAUGAUUGUUUUUAUAAUAUGUUAGUUCAUUUCAAUAAAGGAGUACAAUAACCGGUAAACUUGGGCUGUGGGUAGAUCCAUGCAGACAGGUGACAGGUUUCCAAUCCUUUGGGUUGAGAGAGAUGUCUGUUCCACCCAGCACUGCAUCAGGGUUGGUAUCACUCAAGGUGAAGUGCUCUUUAUUGCCCUCACCCACCCCAGUACAUCUGGGUUGCAUGCCCCUCUGCAGGUAAGGUGGGCCCACUCUGCCUGAGGUGAAGACACAGGAGCAGAAUUAGGCCAUUUGGUGCAUCAAGUCUGCUCCGCCAUUCCAUCAUGGCUGAUUCUCCUACCUGCUUCCUAUAACCAUUGACACCCUGACUUAUCAUGAACCUCUGCUUUAAAUGUAUCCAAUGAUUUAGCCUCUACGACCAUCUGUGGCAAUGAAUUCCACAGAUUCACCACCCUCUGGCUAAAGAAAUUUCUCCUCAUGUCUGUUCUAAAUGGAUGCCUGUUUGUUCUGAGGCUGUGCCCUCUAGUCCUAGACCUCCCCUUUGUAGGAAACAUCUUGUCCACAUCCACUCUAUCUUGACCUUUCAAUAUUCAGCAGGUUUACCACGAGUUUCCCCUUCAUUCUUCUGAACUCUAGCGAGUACAGGCCCAGAGUCAUCAAAUGCUCCUCUUACCAUUGUAAAUACUUUAGGGCUGUGCUGAUUUGUAUGUUCUGGGCUUUGGGGCUGUAGAUGGGGGCUGAGCUGUUGUAUGGCAAGACAUGGCAAUACCUUUCCGGUCUUCCACUACUGAUCCCCGCUUCUCCCCAUCUCUGCAUGUCCGACGGUAUCAUGCACUUAACACAAAGACUUCAGGGAAUGCCGCACUGUCAGCGGAUAAACCGUGCCGCGGUUCCCAGGACCGUGGGCACCUGUCGCGUCCAUCCUGCAUUUCAGAAUAAAGGAAUAAAUUAUUUCACUCUU
Hypanus sabinus (Atlantic stingray) is the source of this 4896-nucleotide messenger RNA. RefSeq names its product 1-acyl-sn-glycerol-3-phosphate acyltransferase gamma-like. Lineage: Eukaryota; Metazoa; Chordata; Chondrichthyes; Myliobatiformes; Dasyatidae. The transcript has 9 exons. Gene Ontology annotation, cellular component: endoplasmic reticulum; endomembrane system. Gene Ontology annotation, molecular function: 1-acylglycerol-3-phosphate O-acyltransferase activity. Bases 169 to 1299 code for a protein of 376 amino acids. The record is from RefSeq and is a predicted model, not a curated record.